Molecule: messenger RNA, 2052 nt
Organism: Pseudogymnoascus verrucosus
Lineage: Eukaryota; Fungi; Ascomycota; Leotiomycetes; Thelebolales; Thelebolaceae
Exons: 3
Coding region: 19-1779 (586 amino acids)
Biological process (GO): transmembrane transport
Molecular function (GO): transmembrane transporter activity
Source: RefSeq, a predicted model, not a curated record
UGCCAAUGACCAGCUAAAAUGACUACCACCGCUAGUGCACAGCGCGACGAUCGUGUGCUGAAUAUCUCUGAAAAGCCAACUGAUACUGUUGGCUCGAACUUGACCGGACACAGCAAUUCCGACACUAUUGAAGGACAGAAACAUGAACGGGGAUUAAGAUUCUGGUCUAUCAUCAUAGGUUUGGGCUUUACAUCGCUUCUCGUCGCACUUGAAAAUACAGUCGUCAGUACCUCCUUGCCAACCAUAGUGGAAGACCUUCACAUUGGCCAGGCUUACGUCUGGAUUAUCGAUAUUUUCUUCUUAACAAGUGCCGCCUUCCAGCCACUUUUUGGACAGCUAGCCAACAUCUUUGGGCGACGAUGGGUCACACUGUUCAUCGUUGCUAUUUUUACUCUUGGUAGCGGUAUAUGUGGGGGAGCCAACAGCGCAGCCAUGCUCAUUGCUGGUCGGGGUGUCCAAGGGAUAGGAAGUGGGGGCAUUAACAUGAUUGUCGAAGUAAUCAUAGGCGACUUAGUGCCUCUACGUCAACGUGGAAAUUAUAUGGCCAUAAUUCUCUCUAUCUACAGCGUUGGAGUUUCUCUAGGUCCUUUUGUGGGUGGCAUCAUUGUCCAGACAACAUCAUGGCGCUGGAUUUUUUACAUCAAUCUCCCCGUGGGAGGGGCAGCCUUCGUGGUUCUAUACGUCGCCUUGCACGUAAAGUACAACAAGGAGAUGACCUUCUUCCAAAAACUACGACGGAUCGAUUUUAUCGGGAAUAUGAUACUCAUACUCUCAAGUCUAUCGGUUCUCUUCGCAUUGACUGAUGGCGGAUCAAAGUACGACUGGAGUACCUACAACAUCGUUGUGCCGUUGGUUCUCGGUCUUCUUGGAUUCGUCGUGUUUCCUUUCUACGAAGCAUCAAAAUUCUGCAUCGAACCAGUCAUGCCUAAUCGCCUGUUCAAUAGCAGAACGUCGGUCAUUAUCGCUAUAUGCACAUUUGUCAAUUCGAUUAUUCUCUACUGGGUCGUUUAUUUUCUCCCUGUUUACUUUCAAGCCGUCCUUGGAUCUACUCCAGCACGGGCUGGCGUUCAAGUGAUUCCUAUGACCGUCAUUGGCAUACCCGGGGCUGCAAUCUCCGUCGUUGUGCUUGCGAAAUGGGGCAAGUACCGCAUUCUGCACCAGGUUGGCUUUGGGAUCACGACCAUUGGCAUCGGACUCUUUGCACUUCAAAAUCGGCACGCUACAACCGCUCAAUGGGUCAUUUAUCAAGUAAUUCCCGCCUUGGGGAGCGGCAUGGUUCUCAAUACCAUGCUUCCCGCCUUCCAAGCCGGACUAAAUGAGUCUGAUCAAGCAGCCGCGACCGCAACAUGGGCAUUCAUCCGCAGCCUAGGCUUCAUCUGGGGUGUAGCAAUCCCAGCCGCCGUAUUUAACAACCGAUUUGGGAACCUUUCAUACCGAAUUGCCGACGCAGCGACGCGUGAGCUGCUUUCUCAUGGGCACGCAUAUCAAUACGGGUCACGGGAUUUUGUGAAUUCGUUCGCGGAACCAUUGAAGAGCCAGAUCAUUGGCGUUUAUUCCGACUCUUUGAGGGUGGUAUGGUUUGUGGCACUUGGGGUCUCAGCAAUCCCAUUCUUGCUCUCCUUUGGCGAAGAACAGAUCAAACUACGCAAAGAGCUCGAUACAGAGUAUGGGCUGGAAGAGAAAGAGGCAGAUAAAGUGAUGGAUUUGAAACAGAUUGAUAAGGGCGAAAGUUCUGGGGAUGAAAAGAAAGGGGCAGUGAACCAGGGUGUUGGUGUGUAGGGUAUACGGGACGAAUUUGUGUUUGUACUAGAGGCACAAAUCCCCACAAUAACAAAUUAGAGGACAUCACAUAGCUGAUAAAGUAUUUAUAUUUAAUAUUUUCAAAGUUAUGAAAUAUGGCGAGACUGCCUGCUUCAAUCAGAACUUCCUAGGAGUUGGCCUAUUGUUUUGCUGUUUUGAAGAUUAACGCCGUCCUAGUUGCUUCUCAAAUCGGCUUGGAGAAUUCAGUCCUAGAGAGUGGGCGGGCCUGAAUAGAGCGGAAUGAUAGACGGC